CGCAUGCUCCCUGCAUCCUCUUCUCCAUCCACACGUCAAAGGGACUUGAAAGCCUGAAUAAAGAUGCUCAACGUCUCGGGUCGCUGGAGCCUUGGGUGAAACUGAGUUAUCUGAAGGGACGUGCGCACACAGAGAAGCCGUGUAGAUUUAGAGCUGAAACACUCGUAUCCUGGUUUCGGCGCGCGGGCAUUUCACCGACAUGGAACUGAAGAAAUCUAUUUCGGACACCGAGCGCGCGCUCAGGAGCUACGGCGCUGUGUCAGAAACUGCAUGGACAACGGACAAGGGUCAUUCAGAUGUGUCCAUGGCGGAGAGCACCAUGGAUCCAGAGAAGAUCGAGGUGGAGAUGGCUCGUAUCCAGCGCCUGCGAGAGGUCCUAGUACGUCGGGAGUCAGAGCUGCGCUUCAUGAUGGAUGACAUUCAGCUCUGCAAAGACAUCAUGAGUUUAAAGCAGGAGCUGAGACAGAUUGUCACAGCACCAGAGAAAGAAAAAAACAAGAAGCACAGGCAGCGGGAAGAAGAGCUGAUCCUGAAGAUUCAUAAACUGGUGCAGAAGAGGGAUUUCCUGGUCGACGAUGCUGAGGUGGAGAGAUUAAGGGAGCAAGAGGAGGACAAGGAGAUGGCUGAGUACCUCAGACUGAAGCUGAUGCCUCUGGAGAAGAAGCUCAAAGCCACGCAAAAUCCUCCGAAGCCUAAGAGACAAAUCCCAGAGCCGCCUCCCAACAAACCGUCCAUCACCAAGUCCGGAGUGGCCGUCAUUAAGGAUUGCUGUGGAGCCACCCAGUGUGCCGUCAUGUAACUGACACGGACCCCUUUAUGUCCCCGUGUCAGAAACAACAUACUCACAUCACAUCACACGCCAUACAUCACUUCCUGUGACUCAGAGAAUCUCUGCUAACUGCGUUUCCCCCUCGAAACUGUAAAGGAAUCAAGUUUAAUUUGAUCAGUGCUCGAGUGAAACCUCCUGUAAGUGAAGACACUUGUCCACAGUGUACAUGAAGUACAGGGAGAGGGAAUUGUAAAUAAAAAUCUGAUAAAUGUAUGUCUUAAAUUACAUUCAGAUUGCGUCAUGUUACAUUCCUUAACGAUGACAAUAUGGUCUGUGACCAUGUGGUCGAUAAACAGUGGAGGCAUUUACAGAACUACAAGCACAAUGUCCACAAAAUGAAAUAUAAAUGCUGAGGUUCUCUGUUCUCUGACAAGAAAAACAAACAUAUGUCAUCGUCCCGUCAUGUUUGACAACGGGUAUUUAAUAUUCCAUUGCAUCCCUUUAACAUCAACCAGUGAACCUCUUUCACUUUCAGGAGACACACAACUCUGCGUUUUUAUCAUUGUUCCUAGGUGGGACGAUGAACACGUGGCUCAGACUAACAAUAUGGCCGCCAUUUAAGCGACUGGCAUGUAAAUGGUGGAGAGGGGUGGCAGCAAGUGAACGCUUUUGUACUGGAGCGGAGCAAUAUUUUUGACUCCAUGCAUUGGCUUGAGCAUUUUAUUUCUCUCUCUCUCUCUGUGAUUCUUUAACAUCUGCUGUGCCUGAUUCAAAGCUUUGGCACAGUCAUAAGAUCAUCGGAGGUCAGUGAAGGUUAAAACACAGAACAUACUUGAUGAAAAUAGUGACUAAAACUCUACUGCAACUUUGCUAUAAAACGGGGUAAAAAUAGGUGUGUGCCCAAAUGUUUGCAGUUCACUCUAUAGAGGUGAAUGCUUACUGGCAUGCAACCUCAUAUCACCCACUUUUGUAGCAGUGUUUCUACUGGCUCAUAACCAUUAUUAUUUUUGGUUAAUCCCCAGUUUACAGAAGCCCUGAGAGGCAAGUGAGGAAAAAUUAAUUCUGGUGAUUCUGGUCUAAAUUGUUUUCUCUCCUUUGUUCAUGGUUUUUGUAGGAUAAUCUUUAAGUUUUCUAUUUUAUUUUAUUAUCCAUGAAACAGUUUGAGAAAGUGUUGUAAUACUAAUUUCAUCCACAAGAGGCUGAAGUGCAAUGUUUUCUUCCAGGUGGCUUUUUAUUUCUCCAUGCACUAUAAACCCAAGGUGCACAUAUUGUGUGUUCUAAAGUUACGUAACAUUAGCAUCAGUACUUUCUUUUGGCUAGUUGUGGCUAAUUGGUGCUAAUCUGCCAAUAGGAAAAACUGAUGUUUUUUUUAGUCCCUUUUAGAACACUGGUAGUGGUGCGCUUCAGCCCAUUGUGGCCAAAAUGAGCAUUACAACAACAAACACGCAAAUGAUCCUGCAAAGCUUUUCCCUCCCACCUUUACUUAAGUCCUAAACACAGGACAGAAAAAAGUGGUCAGCUUUGGAAGAUGUAUCACCAGAAUUAUUUUCUCUAUUUUCUCUCAGGGGGUUCUGUACCUGUAUAUGCUGACCAAUAAAAAUACAUUUAUUUAACAUGGCGGGUGUUUAAAAAAGAAGAAAAAAAGAAAAAAAAGAAAAGAAAAACAUCCACUAUGCCCACUCAGUCCCGUCACCACAUCACUGACCA
Cottoperca gobio is the source of this 2476-nucleotide messenger RNA. RefSeq names its product bMERB domain containing 1 (gene bmerb1). The transcript has 6 exons. The record is from RefSeq and is a predicted model, not a curated record. Gene Ontology annotation, biological process: negative regulation of microtubule depolymerization. Gene Ontology annotation, cellular component: microtubule cytoskeleton. The coding region runs from base 200 to 799 and encodes 199 amino acids. NCBI's taxonomy places the organism in Eukaryota, Metazoa, Chordata, Actinopteri, Perciformes, Bovichtidae.